CUAUAAUUACACAGAUACAAAGAUGAGUCCUCUAUCCAACUCUAUGGACUUGCACCAUUGUUCAGAAUAAAGAAAGCAGCAGAUGUGAAGACGAUAAUUUUUGUUUCCGUUUCUAUGUAUUACUACAGAUUAAGUCUGAGGCUGGUAACAUCAACAGUGAGGACAAACCCAGUCACUGGGUCUUGAUUGUGAGAGUGGAGCCCAGUUUGCACUGCAGGAUCCAGAGAUGGCGUCAGUGAAACUGGAAGACUGCAGUCAAACACUGGAGCUGAAAGUCAACAUUAAAGAUGAAGAAGAGGAGGAGAAGAUUGGGACAUGUGUUAGUCAUGGAGACCAUGUUGAGACAUUAUCUACAUCCAGAGAGCAACAGCAGGAAGAUCACAGAGCUAAGAGGUCUCACCACUGCCCACAUUGUGAGGAGAUUUUCCCAUUUCUAUCAAAGCUAAAAAUACACCUACAAAUACACACAGGAGAGAAGCCUUAUUCCUGCACUGACUGUGGGACGCACUUCACAACAUCAAAGGCUCUGACAGUUCAUCAGAGAGUGCACACUGGAGAGAAGCCUUACUCCUGCUCUGACUGUGGGAAGAGUUUCUCAGGGUUGGGUCACUUAAAAAGACACCAACGUAUACACACAGGAGAGAAGCCUUACUCCUGCUCUGACUGUGGGAAGAGUUUCUCGCAACAGAGCAGCUUAAACUCGCACAAACAUAUACACACAGGAGAGAAGCCGUACUACUGCUCUGACUGUGGAAAAUGCUUCACAGCAUCAUUUGAGUUAAAAGUUCAUCAGAGGACACACACAGGAGAGAAGCCUUACUACUGCUCUGACUGUGGGAUGAGUUUCUCUCAACAGAGCAGCUUAAAGUCACACCAACGUAUACACACAGGAGAGAAGCCGUACUCCUGCUCUGAUUGUGGGAAGCGUUUCUCUCAUCAAAGCAGCUUAAAAUCACACCAAAAUAUACAUAAAGCAGAGAAGCCUUACUCUUGCUCUGACUGUGGGAAGUAUUUCACAACAUCAGCUGAGCUAAAAGUUCACCAGAGGACACACACAGGAGAGAAGCCUUACUGCUGCUCUGACUGUGGGAAGAGUUUCUCUCAACAGAGCAACUUAAAAACACACCAACUUAUACAUACAGGAGAGAAGCCUUUCUCAUGCUCUGACUGUGUGAAGUGCUUCACAACAUCAUCUGAGCUAAAAGUUCACCAGAGAACACACACAGGAGAGAAGCCUUACUCCUGCUCUGACUGUGGGAAGAGUUUCUCUCAACAGAGCAACCUAAUAACACACCAACGUAUACAUAAACGAAAGAAGCCUCAUCAGUUCUCUCAGGCCAGUUAAGAUUAGUCACUCCAUCACUUCAAUCUCAUCUCAUAACGGAAGUGGUAACAGUGAAUUUGAUAACAUUACCAGGGAGUAACACUAUUGUAAUCCUAUUGUUUCUCACUGUGAGAUAACUGUGCAGAGAAAGGGGAGCAUUAUAGAAUGUUAGCCUCUCUUUACUUUACCGAUCAGUGUGCACCUUGUCAGUUCCAGUGUGUUUUGUUAGCUUCUACUGUAAAGAUAUUGAGAUUACCUUGGAUUUGCCCUUAUCGUUGAAAACCCUCUGAGAGAUCUCUUGUUAAAACAAUGGAGGGAGGCACUGCUUCCUUCUGCAGUUUUCUGUGGGAAUGAGUUAGUAGACACAUGUCAGAUAGAGAUGAUGUGAUGAUCAGUUUUCACCUUUAGUUUGGGUGGAGACUUUUAUUCCUACUAAAUGUUUUUUGUUUAAUGAUACACAGGUUAUAAAACAAAUGGGUUUAUUAAAUUGUCUUUUAAAACUAGAUUCACUAUGUUAGUCAUUGAUGAUUAAUGUAUUUGGAUAACUGCAGUGAAUUUCAUUGAAUUACUAAUGAAAAAUAAAUGUUCUACAUUAAUUUUUGCUUGUCAACCUCUGGGUUAUCUUUACAGAGAAUACAAUGUUUUUGUUGGCAUUCAAAAUAUAUUUACAUUCAUCUACUCAAAAACAUGUCUAUACACCUUUACACAUCACCACGUGGACAAGCCACUAUGCUAGCCACCAGUAUUUUUCUACA
Molecule: messenger RNA, 2079 nt
Organism: Oncorhynchus gorbuscha (pink salmon)
Lineage: Eukaryota; Metazoa; Chordata; Actinopteri; Salmoniformes; Salmonidae
Product: gastrula zinc finger protein XlCGF17.1-like
Exons: 3
Coding region: 227-1345 (372 amino acids)
Biological process (GO): regulation of transcription by RNA polymerase II
Cellular component (GO): nucleus
Molecular function (GO): RNA polymerase II cis-regulatory region sequence-specific DNA binding; DNA-binding transcription activator activity, RNA polymerase II-specific
Source: RefSeq, a predicted model, not a curated record